Messenger RNA from Sphaeramia orbicularis (orbiculate cardinalfish), 1976 nucleotides. It is a transcript of the gene gpr65, whose product is annotated as G protein-coupled receptor 65. The transcript is spliced from 2 exons. The record is from RefSeq and is a predicted model, not a curated record. Gene Ontology annotation, biological process: G protein-coupled receptor signaling pathway. Gene Ontology annotation, molecular function: G protein-coupled receptor activity. Lineage: Eukaryota; Metazoa; Chordata; Actinopteri; Kurtiformes; Apogonidae. Bases 584 to 1549 code for a protein of 321 amino acids. Gene Ontology annotation, cellular component: membrane.
UUAAGAAAGGUUAAAUAGAGAGAAAAAUUCAUUUGGGAACUGACAAAAGUCACACUGGGUCUUUAUGGGUCAAUCAUGGUAUAAAAGCAAGAUCCCAUUUAUUUCUGUAUUAUUUGAUCAAUGAUAUUUUUCAAUCACCUUUUCAAGUGUCUUUUCUGUUUCUGGAUUUAAGGCAUGUAUAUUCAGCCUAACAACUGACCAUACCUACCACUACACUAUGGAAACAUUUAGUCCAACAGAUAAGUGGUGUUUCAUGGGAAAACAGACAAUAAUAAUCAGCAUCACUUCUACGUGUGUCCAGGUCUAUAUUGACUCACCAAACAAAAAGACAAGCAGCCUCAUUUAUCAUAAGUGUCUAAAUUAAAUCUGCCGUGGUCAACCAACACUGGUAGUUUGUUCAGUCGUGGCCUGUCACCCACUAAAUGACAUUCGGUUGCCAUGACAACAAGGAGGCAGCUGUAGACUCUUCCUGUUUCUAUAAGCGGGUUGAUUAAGCAGAAGACGAGACAACUGGGUGAAUCUACUAGAAGGAGCAGAAACAUGACUGGUUAAAAAGCCUUCCCAUGUAAACGUCAUAUCUGCGAUGGAAAACAUCAGCCUGGCCUUUAAUCACUCUGAAUGCUACCUAGUGGACAGUGCAUCCAGGAGGGGGGCGUUUUUAUUUUUCUAUCUGCUUAUCAUCCUGGCUGCCAUCCCAUCCAACACCUUCUCCCUGUAUGUGUCCUGGCAGCACAUCAGACAGAGAAAUGAGCUCGGUGUGUAUCUGUUCAACCUGGCCAUGAGUGACCUCACCUUCACCGUGGGCCUGUCGCUGUGGCUGGACUUCCUGUGGAGAGGAGUGUGGGCUCAUGGAGAUUUUGUGUGCGGUCUGUCUGUCUUCAUUCUUUUCACUAACUUUUACACCAGUGAUGCUCUCCUGUGCUGCAUUGCUGUCGACCGUUACCUGGCAGUAGUUCAUCCAUUUAAGUACAUAUUCUUGAGGAAACCUGGGACUGCAGUAGCGGUCAGUGUCGGCAUAUGGGUGUUGGUGAUCUGUUUCAACGCCACUACCAUCCGCUGGAAAGACUACUACUAUGAAAACAAAGCAUUCUCAUUGUGUUUUGAUAUCCUCCUUCCGCAGUCAGAGAACCUGGCUCGAACUAAUAUACUGCGCUUCUUCCUGGGGUUUAUUGUCCCGCUUGUCCUUGUGUUAUUUUCCACCUGGGGGAUCUUUAAAGCAGUGAAAUCCAACCGGGCAACAGAGGAACAGGAGCGUAAACGGAUUGUAAAGCUGCUCAUAGUAGUUCUGCUCUGCCUUUUGAUCUGUUUUGGACCUGUCCACACCAUGAUGCUCCUUCGUACAUUGGUUCCUGACUGUAAGAGCGCCGCGCACCUACUCUAUCCAUACAAGAUCAGCAUUGCCAUCUCAAGCCUCAACUGUCUCGCAGACCCUCUUCUUUACUGCUUCAUCACUAGGACAGGACAGGCCAUCGCCAAUCAGGUUGUUCUGUACGUCCAGGGAAAGAAAAAUUUCAAAGAUGGAAGUCAAUGUAUGGAAAAUAAACCAUAACAAAUCUAGCAUAGGAAUAAAUAUAUUGACUCUGACUAAUUUGUGAUACUUCGGAUGACAAUCAAAAUAAUGUUGCUUAAACACUAAUGAAGUUCCGUUAAAGGAAAGGAACAUCUACCAUCAACAAAAGCGGCAACAGAAGCUUUGAGAGAUGGAAAAUCCGGAGAGAGCUGACUGCUGUAGUUUGUCAUACUUAUGUAUUUUUGGUCAAGGAAGAGACCAGUGAAAACGGCAAACUGAUUGGACCAAUAUUCUGGGAGAUAUUAGUAAUUUUGGAAUACAAUGGUCUCCCAAUGGCCAAUCAUGUUGCUGCCCAGAAUCACAGAAUUGUCACUGAAGUGGGUUACCUAGCAACAGAUAAACAAUAGGGCCACGUUGCCAUGGUGUCAAAUUUCAUGUGCAGAAACAGGCAUGCCAGCUGAGAGGU